Messenger RNA from Calliphora vicina (urban bluebottle blowfly), 1042 nucleotides. RefSeq names its product Twin of m4 (gene Tom). NCBI's taxonomy places the organism in Eukaryota, Metazoa, Arthropoda, Insecta, Diptera, Calliphoridae. Gene Ontology annotation, biological process: sensory organ development; Notch signaling pathway. The record is from RefSeq and is a predicted model, not a curated record. The transcript has a single exon. Bases 44 to 520 code for a protein of 158 amino acids.
UUUAAAUUUACUUAAAAAAAACUAAAAUAUAUUUCCAAUAAAAAUGGCUUUUAUGUCUCGUGAAUAUAAAUUCGAAACCACCAUUACCAUGCACAAGAAAGAUCAACACACCAUGGCCAUGCGCAGCCUGAAAAAGCUGGUCAAACCAUUAUUGCGGUUGGUGAAAAAGAAACAAUUGCUGAAGAAAACUCUGGCUGAAAUACAACAAAACACCUACAACUCCAGCUUGGAAGAUAUGCGCAAAGAUCCCGUUUCCCUCAAUGCUGUAGAAGAUAAUGUAGCCAACGAGGCUUUGGAGCAAAGAAUCUUUAGUGAAAUUAGACAGUGUCCCUCCAAUGCCGCUGUAAUUGUUCAACACGGCCAGCAACAGCAAGUGGUAGCCGUUCAACAACAACAAAAUUUUAUUCCUGUACACUUUGCCCGCACCAAUGGUGGCACCUUCUUCUGGACCUCCAUAGACUCGGCCAAACAGCAAGAACUCCAAAUGAGAAAUCAAUUGGAUAGAUGGGCUCAAGCUUAAGUUUGUCUACUUCAUCAUCCACAAAUUUAAACAAAAGAAUCCUGUUGGUAGCAGCUUUAAUUAAACAAUAUUUUCCCUGACAUUCAGGGAAAACUUUGCUUUAGUUUUUUUUUUAUAAAAAUAAUUUUGUGUGUAAGCAAAAAUCAGUGAUAUUAGUUUUUUUAGGGUUGAUUUUUUCGUUUAAAGAAAAAAAUUACUUUUAGGAAAAAAAAAUUAAUAGAAAAUUAUUGAAAUUAUGUUUGUAACAAUAAUAAUUGAUAUUCAAUUUAUUAGUUAAAUAUUAGUUUUAUAACACCGCAUAUUUUUGUAUGUGUAAUUUAUUGUGAUUGUAUUUUAAUAAUGAUCAUUGUCUUCCUGUAGUUUUUAGGGCCUUUUUUUAGUUUUAAUUUAAAAUCAAUUGUCUUCCAUAUAAAAAUAGAUUUAUAUACAUAGAAAAUUAAGGGGUUUUUAUUAUUUAAGCACCAGAAAAUAAAUAACAAAAUUGUUAAGAAAAUAAUAUAACAAUUUAUUGAAAAAACAAAA